UGCCACCGUUGGCUGCGUCGCAGUUGCUGUGUUUUUUCGACCCGGCCGAAACAUCAUUUGAAUUAGUCGCUUCGUGACGUUUGAACGGUUCGAAACAUACGCGAACCACACGGCGAGCCACAUACGGUUCGAUUUGAGCUUUACCCGUUAGCCAAUCCGCUUUACCCGUUAACCGAUACCGAGAUGAUGAGCCAAAGAGGUCUAUAACGCCGCCGCCAAGUUCAAUUUAAUAAAGAUCCGAUUGGAAAAAGACAGAGCGCUCCACUGGCUGCACGUGACUGGAACGGGGCAUGUUAAAGGACGCCGACCAGGAGCUGAUUAAACGCCGCCAACUGACGUCGCUCCCCAUGACCGACUUCGCCCGCCAGGUGGCGCCGCCCAUCCAGCUGCCACUACCGCUUCCGUUGCCGCUCAACCUGCCGCUGCCGCUGCCCUUGCCCCUCCUGGCCAAAACCCCCGGCAGUGACCACGCCCCUAUGCACUCCACACCACCCACAACGCCACCCACGCCACCCCCGCUGCCGCUCAACAUGAGCCAGACGAAGACGGCCGAGGCCAGCGGUGGCCGACAGAGUCCACCAACCACGCCACCCUCCUCGGGUGCGGCUUUGGCCCAUGCCAGCUCCGGGCCGCAGGACCACUACAGCCUGCGGUGGAACAACCAUCAGAACCACAUUCUGCGCGCCUUCGACGCCCUGCUGCAGACCAAGACUCUGGUGGACGUGACCCUGGUGUGCGCGGAGACCUCCAUCCGGGCCCACAAGAUGGUGCUCUCGGCCUGCUCCCCCUUCUUCCAGCGGGUGUUCGCCGAGACGCCCUGCAAGCACCCCGUGAUCGUGCUCAAGGACUUCCGCGGCUGGGUAGUCCAGGCCAUCGUGGACUUCAUGUACCGCGGUGAGAUCAGUGUGCCCCAGCAGAGGCUCCAGACGCUCAUCCAGGCCGGGGAGUCGCUUCAGGUGCGCGGUCUAGUGGAGAGCUCCGUGCCGGAGCACACACCGACCCCCGCCGCCUCGCCCGAUGACUUCGGCAUGCUCGACACAUCCAUGCUCUCCUCCAGCUUCGAGGACGACGGUCCCCCAUCAAUGGUACGCCCAUCGGCAGCGUCCGCUGGCAAGCAACUGAUGAUGCCCUCCGCCGCUCGGAUGUUCGGCAGCCAUCACUCCACCUUGCUGAGCCUGCGCCGCAAGAGGGAACAGGAGCAGGAACUGGAGAGUGACCAGGAGUUGGGGGGCAGCUCUCCGAUGCCCCGACGAAAGCAAGCACGACCCCGUCGUCGAUCCGGCGACGUGCCCCAUGACUUCGCCCUCGGCCCCAGCAAAUCAGAGACCGAAUCGCUUCAGACUGUGAUCAAGCAUGAGCUGCUGGAACGGACGGAGAGCAAUCAGGACGAGGGGGACCAGGACACCGAUGCACGAAGGAACGACUCUGCGGCGACGGACACCUCCGAAGAAGAGGUCAAGGACAAGUCCGCAGAUCAGCCCCGAAAUGUGAAUGAUUGUCGCCACCACCGACUGGAUCUUGACGACGACGAGGAGGAGGAGGGAAUGCAGGAUCGAGAUGAUCCGAAGGAGGAGCAGGAGGAGGAACAGGACAUUGAAGAGCUUAUUCACACGACCAACGAGCUGAGGCGACAGGCUGCCGCGGCUGCUGCCAAUGCAGCGGCUGCCAUGUCGCCCACCCCCUCGCCCUGUCCCAGCGACGGGCCAGAGGACCUCUGCACCACCAAGAAGGAGAAGAAGGACAGGAGCAGCUACUCCACGGCCGCCCCCUCGUCCGACUGCGAGUCAAACAACAACAACAGCAGCAAGCUGCAGGACAAUAACCAGCGCAUUAUGCUGUCGCUGAAGGACAUCCGCCAACUGAACGCCAAUCCGAACGGCGGCCAAAAUACGACCAGUGGACCAGGAUCGGGAUGCAACAAUAACGGCCUGUUAAACUUCCCCCCUCCGGGAAUGCGGCCACCCGGACUUCCGGACAGUCCGCCCUGCCACAUGGAAGCCUUGGAGGCGCAGAUGCACGCCGCCGCCGCCGCUGCAGCAGCAGCCGCGGCUGGCGACCAUCCCUUCCACCACAUGGAGCACCAGAUGGAGAUGUCCCUGGCCGCGGCCGCUGCAGCAGCCGCGAUGCACCAGAGAGAGCCACGGGACCCCCGCGAUCCUCGCGACCACAACGCAUUCGCCAGCAACUUGCUGGGGCCCAUGGGUAUGUCCCCGUUCGGAGGACCCAAUGGAGGAGGACCAUCGGGCCACAACUCCGGCCCAGCAAGUGGCGGAUGUCCUGGACAGGCGCCGCACGAGAGACUCGAGGAGAGCAUGAACCGGCUGAGCAAGGAGCUGGGCAAGGACUUCGGCAAGGACUUCGCCCCCACAUCGCCCAUGAGUCUGCCGGGGCACUUCAAUCCGCCGGAUGGACCACCUCAUCCGCCUUCACCGCUGCCCUUUCCUGGCAUGUCCUCGGCGAUGACGCUGACGCCGCCUCACAUGUUCGGCCUGGACUCCCCACUCGGACUGUUCCCGCCCGGAAUCGAUCCUGGCAAGCUCUACAAUCCGCUGAUGGAAAUGAGCGAUCCGCGGGAAAUGCCGGGAGGACCACCGCCGUUCCUCAAGAAGAAAAUGCCCCGACCCAAGGGACAGCACUCUGCGCCUCGAGGGGGUCCCCCCCGCUCCUGGACGAACACAGAGCUGACGGAAGCGCUCCAGCAUGUGUGGAACAAGAAGAUGACCACGUCGCAGGCCUCGCGCAUCUUCGGAAUCCCCUACAACUCGCUUCUGAUGUACGUGCGGGGGAAGUACGGCAAGAGUCUUAAGCUGGAGCAACUGCGCAAGGACUGCAUCAGCGGACCGCCAAUUGAGAUGCUCCAGAUGGGCAUCAGCGGGGGUGGGGGCAGCGGCAGUGGCGGCAGCAGCUCCAGCAAGAGCGAGAAGAGCAAGGAGCGCAAGGAGAAGGACAAGGAUAAGAGCUCCUCUGGCAGCCACAACAACUCCGGUGGCUCGGGCAACUCUUCUUCAGGCGGUCCAAACUCCGGAAACGGACCCCAUCAUGGCGAAAUGGGGCCACUGGGCUCCCUCGACUUGGAGCUGGGCUUGCCUUUGGGACCGCCGGGCGGACCUCGAAGUGGGAGCUCGGAGCCCGACCUGCUAGGCGGCCCGAACGCCCUAUUCAACCCCUUCAACCCGCAGGGCUUCUACCCCGACUUUGCCGGUGGCUUCCCCGGGCUACCGCUUAGCAUGCUGAACCUGCUGCCGCCGGCGGAACGACACCAUGCGGCGGCCGCCAUGCAUCACCUGGGUGUCACCAUGGACGAGGACUGCAAGUCGGUGGGCUCCAAGCAGUCCUCCUCGCUGGACGACGACUUCCCGGGCUCCGGGCUGCCUCUGUCGCUGGAACAGAGACGGGAAUUGGGGGCGAGCGGACCGCCGCCGGUGGCGCAGUCUAACGGGAGCUCUGGACAAGAUUGAAACUUGUGGCCGGAUUGGGCAACCGGCGCGGCUGCCAACGCCAAUCCACCACUGUACUUCCCGGCCCUCGAGCCGAGCCAGGACCUGCCGCCGCACCAGGUGGGCUGCCGCGACCUCAGCUUUAAACCGGACAUUUUCCUGGC
Messenger RNA from Drosophila ananassae, 3601 nucleotides. It is a transcript of the gene lov, whose product is annotated as protein jim lovell. Gene Ontology annotation, molecular function: protein binding; DNA binding. Gene Ontology annotation, cellular component: nucleus. NCBI's taxonomy places the organism in Eukaryota, Metazoa, Arthropoda, Insecta, Diptera, Drosophilidae. The record is from RefSeq and is a predicted model, not a curated record. The coding region runs from base 291 to 3458 and encodes 1055 amino acids. The transcript has 4 exons. Gene Ontology annotation, biological process: regulation of transcription by RNA polymerase II.